This is a messenger RNA of Brugia malayi, 375 nucleotides long. Its product is annotated as karyopherin alpha, putative. The coding region runs from base 1 to 375 and encodes 124 amino acids. The record is from RefSeq and is a predicted model, not a curated record. NCBI's taxonomy places the organism in Eukaryota, Metazoa, Nematoda, Chromadorea, Rhabditida, Onchocercidae. The transcript has 2 exons.
AUGCCAAUUAAUCAAAAACAUGAAAUAAUGUGGAUUCAUAGUAAUAUAGCGGCUGGUUCACAGCGACAAAUUGAUUUACUGUUUGAAACGAAUGAUAUCGUUGAAAUACUUAUUGGCACAUUCUAUAACGAUGAUCAUCGCAUUCGCAAGGAAAUAGAUUGGACAGUUAUAAAUGCGUUAACUGGUGCCAGUGAAAAUCGAUCACGCUGGCUAUGUGCAAGCAACGUGCUUAGUAUAGUACCACACGUGCUCAAUAUGCAUGCUGAGCAUGACUUGAUAGAACGAACACUAGAUGCUAUUGAAUUGUUGAUCGAAAAGCAAAUCAAUUAUUUUUUUAUACUUGAAAAUUAUCAGAUUAUGGAAGCGUUACGUUAA